Messenger RNA from Porites evermanni, 8370 nucleotides. NCBI's taxonomy places the organism in Eukaryota, Metazoa, Cnidaria, Anthozoa, Scleractinia, Poritidae. The record is from the annotation of a GenBank genome assembly.
AUGACUUUUGAACCAGCUUUGAGUAUUUUAUUUUUUCAUUUCUUCCUCUUCCUUGCAUCAGAGGGCAGUGAUGUUGAGCUUACCACUGGUCUCCAUUUUUCUUCCGCGAAUGCUCCAAGCACCUCAAAUAACCAUGGUAAGGACCCUCCUGAACUGGAUAAAGUUCUUGCAUCCUUGGCUGACGUUAAAGCAGUAACCAAACCAUCAAAAGAUGCUGAUCUUCCUGUUGAUGUUCUGUUACUUACAGUUACAAACUGUGAGUUCUUAGCUUGUUACAGUGAGCUAAAAAACCCCUACAAAUGUUGGUUUGAUGAUCUUGGCUAUGUUUACUUUUCUGAUGUGGGUGAAAGUCAAGAGGAGCUGAAAGUUGCUUUACUAAGAUGUUACAGAAAUGGUAUUGGUCCUGGUGGUGCUCUUGUAUCUGUAAAGAAUACUGCCUCUCUGCUACAUCCCAAAGCAGUCAUUUCAGUAGGAACAUGUAGUGGCCUCAACCCUGCAAAGUCCAAGUUAGGAGAUGUUGUUGUGUCUGCCAAAUUAGCAACAUAUGCAUCAAAGGCAGUGACCAGCAAUCAAGAGCGGUCAACUGGCAUGAGAAGUUAUGUGAGCAAACGCUUCCUGGAUGUCAUUAAGAAUUGUGCUGAUGGCUGGCAAGCACCUUUGAAGAACGUUGAAGCUCAGCAAGUUCAAGUUUAUACUGAUGCUGAGUUUUUGAGUGGACCGGAACAAGUCAGAGCUGAAUGGCGGCAUGAUCAACUUGCUGAAACCAAUCCUCAGGCUAUGGCAAUCGAAAAUGAAGGAGAAGGUGAGCAGACUUUUUAGCCAGCCUUAGGAAGUGUAGGCAGCCUUAGGAAGUGUAUGCAGUCCGGUCUCUUUUGACUCUAUAGAUGUGCUGGUUGCUUUUGAUUCAGUGUUAAUUUCAAGGCAUUGCAUUGAUUGUUUGCUUGUUUGAGCUUAAUAUUAUCAUAAUUUUUUGCUGAAAUGAUGGGCCUGCUCCCAAUUAAUAUUUUAUGGGUCAUCAUUGCUCAGUUGUUAGAGCACUGUCAUGCAAACACGGAGGCCAUGGGUUCAAAUUCCCUUGAACCCUCUCCCCCUUAAUUUUUUUUCAGGUUAAUUUGCAAUCAUUGCUUAGAUUGCUGUUACAAUUGUUACAACAAUUAUAUCUGCAAAUUAUACCCAUUGACAAAAGAUAGGUGUGGGAAAGGUGCCUGGUGAAACUGAAGGGGGGGGGGGGGGGGAAAACAAAUCAAAAAAGAACCAAAAAAACCCCGAGGGGGGGGCCGGAGCGGCCACUGCCCACCGGAACCCUUCGGUGGAAAAAGGUGAAGAAAAUCCCAAAAAAAAACAAAAAGGGAAGGAAGGGGGGCGAAAAAAAAACAAAAAAACAUAGCAGAAACGAGAAGAGCCAAGUAUAUAAUUCUCUAACACCCCCUUCCCCACUUUUUUUUUAUUAAUAUUUAUUUAAUUUAUUUAAUAUUUCUUUGUUGUAAUCAAAAAAAAAAAUUAAUAUUCAAAAAUAAACAAAAAAAAAAAAAGGUGUGGGAGAAGAGCUACGGGAGCAGGGGGGGGGGGGGGGGGGGGGGCAAGCACAUCUAGAAAGUAGCCAUGACAACCCUAUGAGUGGGACCGAGCAGGCACUGUCACACUGAGACCUUCAGUGGAGAAAUGUGCAGAUACUUACCAAAACAUAUCCAAAGGGAAGGAAGGACUGCGAACAUAAAAUGCAAAAGCAACAUAGCAACAUGAGCAAAAUGAUUGACUAUAGGGAAAGUACUGUAAAAUAAUGCUAAAGCCCAAGACUGCCCCAUAUUCGAUUGGUGGUGGAGACCGCUGUAUGGCGUACAUUUGCGGACAAAAAUAAUUGAAAAUAAAAUACAAUUUGAAGUUCAAAAAUUAGACUAUCCAUGUCAAAAUCUCGUCAUAUGAAUUUGAAAUCGUAAUGAAUGGAGUCGAAAUAGCGUCAUUCGAACUUGAAGUUACUUUGAACAAGUUGAAACCGUAAAGGGAAAACUCGACAUCGUUGAUGUUGAAGUUCAAAUCACCAUUCCAACUAGAAUGCAAAUUACAUGAUUUGAACUUCAAUUCACCUUCUCCACUCUAAUAAGCCACUUAAUCGUCAACAAUGCAACCUUUCACAAAAUUCCAAAUGGAACCUUUAAUUUGAACUUAAAGUCACGUCACAUAUUCGAAUUCCAAAAAACAAAAUUUCAAUUCCAAAGGAAGCGGAAGUAAAAAUACACAAGAACCGAGUAACGACUAGGUACGACAGUGAUAAAAGUGUUGACAAGCCUACACGACUCCUGCAGUUCGCGGAUGAAUAAAUUCUAAUGAAGCCUUCAUAGCUUAGCUUUAACUAGGAUGUCCUUAAGGGAUUUUCCCUUACGAUAUGAGAUGAUGGGGGGCUCCUUAAAGAUUUCUCUCAGUUGCGGAUGAUUUUCUCUAAGGUGCCAUGGAUAGUCUCAGUGGGGAAGGUGCAUGGUGAAACUGAAAGGAGCCGCAAGUGAGCCUGGAAGGUAACCAUGACAACCCUGUGAGUGGCACCCACCCAAACCAAUCUACAGGUGCUUGAAGAAAAAAAAGGGGACAGCGAACAGGGGAGUCACAGGACAUGGUUUCCCCUUUUUUCCCGUUUUCCCUUGCAAUAAAAACUAAAGAAAAGCAGUUUACUACUGAAGAUGAAUAGAAGUCCUAAUACCUGCCUGAAGCAUGUCCGCCAGAGAAAAUUAAAGUGCAAGCCUGCCAUAACCUCAAUGCAAACUGACACAACUGGGAAGGAGGCAGUACAGUUCACAUCCUCUACAUUCUUCAUCUGUCUUCCAAUUUUUUUUUUUUUUAUAGAAAGUUAGGCAAAAUAAUGUAAGCUAUAUUGAUGUAGGACUGUCUUCAACAUUAACUCAAGUGCCAUUUUCUUUGUUGCUCUAUAGGAGUGUUUACAGCAGCAUUUGACUGUCAAAUUGAGUGGUUAAUUGUAAAAGGGAUAGCUGAUUACGCAGAUGGUUGUCAGUUGCCUUCAGAGAGUUGGUCCUCCUGUGCCAGUGUGAUGGCAGCAUCUCUUGUUGCACACAUUUUGAGUGAGCCCUGUGUUUUUCAUUCAUGGCCUCAUUACCAAGGUAAAUAUUUCUCGUAAUGUUAUGUCCCUUUUUGGCAUGUUGUUUUACGGAAACUUAAGGGGUGCAUUACAGUGUACUUCCUUUAUGCCAUAGUAAGCUCAACACUGCAUUGUGGGAUAGGUGCCACACAUGACAUCUUUUUCUCUUUAUAACAGCUUUCUAAUUAGAUUUAAUCAUAUCGGUGUCGAUAUCACAGUAAGACUACUGUAACCGGGGCCACUUAGACAAAGUUGGCCAAUCACAUUACAGGAAAAUAACAAUACAUUCCUAAGAAAGUUGGUUGUGGGCCAAUCAGCAGCUUGCAAAAAACAAUAAUUUAUUUGAAGCACAAAAUUUAAAUAUUGAGAGCAAACGUUUUGAAAAACGCAAAAUGUUUCACCAGACAAUGUUUUAUUAUUCAAAACUUUACGUACUGUACAUCUACAACACCAAGGAGACAUACUUGUUUGACACAAGCUGAUAUUUUGUCAUCUACGAGACACUUCUUUGCUAGUAUCGCUUUGCAAUGACUUUCGACCUCAAGUCAAAAUUAUAACUGUUUACAUUUUUCGCCUCCUUCACACACUUGAUUGGACUUCUCAGGAAACACAGGCUUUCUUCAGCGGGUUCGAAAGGUUACGUCUGUUGGUUGUGAUUUGUUGAUUUUGAUCCAUGCUGUUUAUUUCAUUUUGUAGUAAUUAUGAUUGACAACUAACUUUCUCGGAAUGUAUUGUUAUUUUCCUGUAAUCCGAUUGGUCAGCUUGGUCCAGGUAGCCCCGGUUAUAAUAGUCGUAUUGUAAUUAUUAUGGUUUCUUUAAGGAACCUGCAAACGGUAAGAACAUUGAAGAAAUCUCUUGUUAUUUUAAACCAAAAAGAGAUUGAAGUAAAAUCAUGGAACAGCAAAAAAGUUUUGGAUUUUGUUGUGAAAUAGGGUUUAGAUUAGAAGAACCUUCUAAGGUUUAACAUUACCACCACCAAGUGUUCUUAGCUGAUGAGUCUGUUUUUUCCAGCAGUCGUAUUGAGCUGACCACAUAGCUAUAUUUUCUUUUUUAGUGUUAAAACUACACCUGUCUGAUAGGCACUGCUGACUUUAUUAGUAGCCGUUAAUUCUAGUAGAUUUCUUGAAUGUAAGUGAGAGAUCUCUUUAUGUUACAGAUAUAUCAGAGCAGAGCUCAGCCAGCAGAUCAAAGGAACAAUUACCAAGUUCCUCAGGUGCCGAUAUUUAGGCCCUGUCCAAACAAAUCCGGAUAUUUUUGAAACGACAUAUUUUUCUACUUGAAUAGGCCGCGGAUGAAUGAUCGGAUUCACUGGUUUAGCGUUGAGGGAAGGCCAUUUUGUGAGAAAGGAAAUGUGCGGUUUCAGAAAUAUCCAGAUUCAUGUAGACGGAGGCCUUAAUGUUUAAUGUUACAUUGUACAUGUAAUGAAUACAAUAAAUUAUGUUACGAUAAGAUACAUUUCCUUUCAUUUUCCUUUGCUCUUGGAUGUUUCCCUCUUGUUUCUUGUUUUCUUGUUUUCUUUCUCUUUUUUCUCUUGAUUUUGGUUUUAAUUUUUUUGUUUUGGUAAUUUCUUAUCUUGGUUAAUGUUUUGGGAACUCUCGUAUCAGGGUUGUUGCGUAUUUUAGCUAAUAAUUAGGCAAAAAUUUUUCGUCCUUAAUGGGGGCGAUAAUUCGAAAGGGGGCACUUACAUACAUUUGAAGGAGGGUGUUAAUUCAACGUUUACGGUACAUGUCUGCCAUUUGAUUCAAAAAGACCCGCUUCCCUCUCCUCUGUUAAAUACUCUUGUCUAAUUAGCUGCUAUUUGCACUCUGUUCCUUAGCUUAAUUGUGAAAUGGAUAAGGUUUUCCCACCCAAGUCUGAGCAACAGAUUUAUAGUACAAAACAACAACACAGCCUCUAAAGCCAGAUUUAGCGUCAAUGAGCGAGUUCCAACAAUCAUGACCUUUUGAUAUUUAAUACUAAAUUAGAAGGGGAGGCCAGUACAAUGUAAACUAACGAUAGUAUAAAAGUUUUGAAAUCUACAUCUAUAUCUCAAAAAUUGUUGAACAAGUCAGCCUUGCAACAGAAGGUUGUUAAGAAAACCGCUGGACAGGUGUAAAACUUGGUAAUAAGCUUAACGCAUGCAGAAUCAUGCGUUUUGCUGCAGUGUUACCCUGCUUAGGCCCUGUUUUCAAUUCUUGAAAGAACAUAUCCACACUCAGAUGAAAAUGACCGUACUAGUUAAACUGCCAUUAUCACUGCUACCAUAACAGUGUACAAUUAACUCAGUCCUACAUGUACUACUCCAUGUGUUGGAUAAGAUAAAGGAUUUAAGAAAAUUGCUUUUUUUAUAAACAGAUGCUUCAACGGCCUUUUUGAAGUGGAGUCAAAGUCAGCUUUGCUCAUUCUACAACAGUACCGCGAGCCAGUUAAUGAUUACUCCUUGGGACCGGGAUAACACCAUGGACAUUGAUGAGGUGUAUGUACAAUUAACACUGCUGAGAGAUAACAGAAAACUUGCUGGAACAAGUAAAGAAAAGCUUAAAGAUUAUAGCGAGAUAUUUGCAAGCCAUGGUCAUCACCUAAUUCCUAAGAGAAUUUUAGUUUACGAGAGACCAGGAAUAGGAAAGUCGACGUUCACUAAGAAACUCGCCGUGGACUGGUCACGUGGUAACAAAGAAAGCCUAGAGAAAUUUGCUGUUGUACUUUUAAUCAAGCUCCGAGAUGUUUGCAACAGGCAAGAUUUCUGUGACAUGCUACAAAAGGCCGAACUGUUGUCUGCUGAUGACCCUAUGGUGUUUGGCCAGUUGUAUGAUUACAUCCUUCGUAACCAGCAGAAAGUCCUACUUAUUUUAGACGGCUAUGAUGAAUACAGCGCCGAAAAAUCAUCGCCAAUUCAUCAGAUUUGGAAAGGCAGUCUGUUGAGAGAUUGUACUCUUCUUGUGACAACACGACCGCUGAAAAACGAUGAGUUAAGACCAGGAAGUCAUGCUCAGUUUGAAAUUUGUGGGUUUGAUCGGUGGCAAGUUGAAAGGUUUGCACUUAGGUUUCUUCGCGACCAAACAGAAGUAGACGAGUUUGUAUAUUUUUUGUAUGAACGGGACCUGUGGGACUUGGCGGAAAUACCACUCCUCCUGUUAAUGUUGAUUCUAAGCUGCAAUAAAUAUCAAGAACCAUCAACAUCCCGCCGCGCAAAUGUGUAUAAAAGUUUUUGUCAGACGCUGCUUGACCACGUCUCCGCCAAAACCUCAGAUGAGACAUUUAGAAGCAUGGAUGAAUACAAGGAAGACCUCGGAAAGUUGGGAGAACUUGCAUGGGACGCACUUUUAAAUGGCCGUCUAUACUUCAAGCUCAGCAACCUUCCUGAGUACAUUCGGUUGCUCAUUGUAAAGUUUAUCGAUUUUGGCUUUCUACAAACAUCCAAUCUUUCUAACUCUCCUCGUCCUGAGAAACUGGCGUUCUUUCUUCAUAAAUCGGUACAAGAAUUUCUUUCUGCAUUAUUUAUUGUUCGCGAUUUGAAGAAUGCAAAGGAAGUUUUCGACUGUCUGUCGAAAGUCGACUCAUUUGAACCAUUCAAGGAGCUAUUUGAAGUUUUUAAAUUUGUUUCUCAGUUGUCAUCAGAAGCUAGCGUUGUUGUUUUUAGCCAUCUGAAGAUGAUGCGAGAAAAAGAAGGUGUGACAGGUGACAACUUCUGCGGUGAAAACCCUUCUGUUAAGGGGCUCACUAAAGAACAAAAAGAGUUUUACAAUACCAGUCUCGAAUUGUUCCUUUCCUGCCCCGCAUCAGAAAGGCAAGCCGUUUAUCCUUCAUUUCUACAAUGCGUUAAGGGUGUUAUAGUGAUAGAUGUUGGUGAUCACCUGCCUACAGUUGCUAGAGAACAUUGUUUGAGAUCAACAAGUUUCCAUAAGCCAGAUUAUGUAUUUUUCAAAACUAGGUCUGUACGUGAUUUACUACGACAUGAGGGUGAUCAAAUGUUCUCUGUAAUGUGCGAUUUGGACACGGUUGUUCAAACAUGUGAUGGUGAUGCAAAAUUUGUAAAUACGUACUACGAUCUAAAACCUGAUGACUUUGUCGUGAAGAAAGAUGGACAGCAAUUAGUGUUCUAUUUAACUCGCCUUGAUUCAUUGGGACUUAUCGAUGGUCUGAAACACGUUGAACUGCUUACUAGAUCAUUAAUAUCAGUACCAAAGUCCUCUCUUCAAGAGCCUGAUCACGUGUCACAGAAUCAUGAUGUUUGCAGCUCAUUGGAUUUAACUGAGAAAAAAUCUGACCAGACUCUGACACACUCUCUGUCAUAUUUGAGAGAGAUAAAAAUUUCGGAUCCAACAAGUGAACUUCUUAGUAUUCUUUAUAAUCUUCGUCAUUUAACUCGCCUAGCUGAGCUUGUUUUAAGUGGUGUUGGUAUGGGGAAUCAAGAGUGUCAGUUACUUGCCACUGCUUUAAAGUAUGUUAAUCAGUUACGAUUACUUAGGUUAUCAAGUAACCCACUCGGUCACGGGAUAAGUGGGCUUGCCAAACACCUGCGCAAUGUACCUCAUCUGGAAGUGCUGUGGUUAAAUGUUACACAGAUUGGUGAAGAGGAAGUCACAGCUUUAGCCGGUAGUUUGCAGAAUGUGACUCAGCUGAGUAAACUUAACUUAUCAAACAACCCACUCGGUCACGGAAUAAGUGAGCUUGCCAAACAUCUGCACAGUGUACCUCAUCUGAAAGAACUGUACCUGAAUGAUACACAGAUGGGUGAAGAGGAAGUCAUCGCUUUAGCCCAUAGUUUAAAGAAUGUGACUCAGCUGAGUAAACUUCACUUAUCAAACAACCCACUCGGUCACGGGAUAAGUGAGCUGGCCAAACACCUGCACAAUGUACCUCAUCUGAAAGAGUUCUACCUGAUUGAUACACAGAUGGGUGAAGAGGAAGUUACAGUUUUAGCCCAUAGUUUAAAAAAUAUGACUCAGUUGAGUAAACUUUCCUUAUCAUACAACCCACUCGGUCACGGAAUAAGUGAGUUUGCCAAACAUCUUCACUGUGUACCUCAACUGAAAAAGCUGCACCUGUAUGUUACACAGAUGGGUGAAGAGAAAGUCACAGCUUUAGCCCUUGCACUCGUCUACGUACCAGACCUGAAGCUCCUUUCGCUUGACAAAAAUCUGCUAAACCGCGGGGUGACUGAACUAAUCAAGUGCCUCAGAAGUAGUCCUCAGCUUCCUGGUCUCUGCCUCACUAAAGUUCAACUGACGAAGAAAGAAGCCACCGAGCUGUCUUCUUUAGCAAGUGAAAGGAACAUGUACUUGGAGCCAGAUUAUCAUGUAAGU